Molecule: messenger RNA, 3073 nt
Organism: Eupeodes corollae
Lineage: Eukaryota; Metazoa; Arthropoda; Insecta; Diptera; Syrphidae
Product: transforming growth factor-beta-induced protein ig-h3
Exons: 8
Coding region: 265-2682 (805 amino acids)
Biological process (GO): extracellular matrix organization; cell adhesion
Cellular component (GO): extracellular matrix
Molecular function (GO): cell adhesion molecule binding
Source: RefSeq, a predicted model, not a curated record
ACGAAUUCAGUACGAUUUUAUAACUCGGCCGAUCAACAAAUAGAAAAGAGAAGCGUGAUCAGUGAUCACUGAACAUAAGAAGUGCAAUCAAAUCAAAGUGAACUCCAAUUAAUAUUUUCAUCUUUGUAUAUAAUAUUGUGAAGACAAAGUGCAAAAAAGUAUAAACCAAAUAUUGACAUACGUUUUAAUUUAAUUUUUGAAUAGUUCUGUGAAGUUCUGGGAAGAAAAAUUAAUUUAUUGUUGAAAUAGAGAAUAAUUUGAAUAAUGGGGCAGUUGGUAUUCUUGUGGGCAACAAUUGUGGUACUGAUCUGUGCUGGAGGAUACGUCAGUUCGGUUCCAUUUUUUGACCUUGAAGACGAGAUUGAAAAUUUUGGAACAUUGGGGCGUAUCGACAGCAGUCCAGAUUCAGCUGAUUCCUUAGCGGAUGUUGUUAUAUCUGGAGAUAACUCACCACCCGGAAGCAAUCCAUUCUUUCCAGCAAUUUUCCCAUCCGGCAACAACCCCUUCUUCACUAAUUCCUUGUUUUCGCCGUUUGGAAACAUUAAUUUUGGAAUUGAUGAAACAGCAAAUGUACCAUGGUGGGGAGGACAAAAUGUUUGCGUUGAUCGUGUAGAAAGCGAAGACGACCCCGAUGACGAUGAGGAUGAAAAAGCAUCAACAGACGGAUUCAAACCACAGCAGCUCUUUGGUGGAUUCCAGUUUUCUGUCAAUUCAUGUGUCGAGAAGCCACAUAAGCAUACCUGUAAGAAAAUCUUUAGCACAAAUGGCAAAAAGAAAACUCUCACUGUUACACGCCAGUGCUGCCAAGGUUUUGGCCGUCGUCCAAACGCUGCUUAUACCGAACAAUGUAAAAAGAUUGAAAUGAAGAGUUUCGAAGAUGCAGCAACUGAUAUGGGCGGCAAUGAAUUCAUGCGAAGUGUUAAGAACAACGGCCUUGAAAAUAUGCUUGCAUCCAAUGUAACUCUCUUUUUACCAACCAAUCAGGCAUUCACAACAUUUUCGGAACAAAUGUUUGAAAACAAUUUGGUUUACGUACCCAUGGGCAAUAGACGUCGACGUGCUGCUGACCAAUUUGGAUUCACUUCAAAGGACCUACUUCUUGGCCAUAUGGUAGACGGUUUAAAUAUAAUGGAAGACUUAGCUAAUGAAGACCUUUUAACGACAAAACUCAAUAAUAGUUCAAUCCGUAUCAAUAUCUUUAAUAGACCUUUCAGCAAAAGUGGUUCAUUGUACACUGCUAACUGCGCCCCACUAACUAAAAUCAAUCAACCAGUGGUAAAUGGAGUAAUUCAUUCUGUCAGUGGUGUCCUAUCACCUGUCACUAGCAACGUCAUGGAUAUCAUUCGAAAACGUAGCGACAUGGCCGUUUUCAAGACCGUUUUAGAAAAAACAAAGUUAAAUGAGCUUUUGGAAGGUGACAGACCUUUGACUGUAUUUGCUCCAACUGAUAAGGCUUUCGAAAAAUUGGACAUGAAUUUAAGAAGAAAAUUGAAGGAAGGCAAAGGUUGUGCUACAAAUAUUUUGAAAGGCCACAUACUCGAUUUCACUUAUUGCUCAGAGGUAACUUCACGUGGCAAUCCAAAGUCCAUGGCCUACAAUAUUCUUGGAGAAAGCCUACGUUUUGAAUUGUCACCAAAUAAUAAAACUGAAUCUGAACUACAACUCGAUGAUUUACUCAUAAACGGGUUGGUACGAAUUGUCGAAACUGAUAUUAUGGGAACCAAUGGUGUUGUUCAUGUUGUUGAUACGAUUUUGCCAAGUGACAGUUCACGUUCUAUAAGUACACUGAUGCAAGAGAAGAAUAUCAGUAUCUUCAAAUCACUUUUGGAGAUUUCUGGUUUGGAAACUGAAUUCAACGACUACGACAACGCGACUAUUUUUGCGCCCAUUGAUAAGUCCUUUGAGGAUUCUGAAUGGGAAAGGAAACUUAAAGAAAAUCCAGAUCAAUUGAAAAACAGUCCUGCACUUAAGGAUUUCCUGCGUGGCCAUGUUGUCAAACCAAAAAUUAAGACUUGUGAUCUUAAAGUAGACAUAAUCAAAACUGAAGCAGGAUCAGAUUUAAGAGUUAAUUUGUAUUCAACUCAUUCCAUAUUUACAAAUGUCAUGAAUCGCGCAACUGUCAAUUGUGCUCGUUUAGUGCAUUUCGAUGAUGAAAGUUGUGGUUCAGUAUUACAUCAAGUUGAAAAGCAGUUGGAAAAUCCAAAAAAUAAUCUCUACAAAAUAAUCGAAUCCAAUCCCCAAUACAGUAAAUUUCUUGAAGCUGUCAAAGUAGCAAAUUUGACAGGUAUCCUUAUGGACGAGUCUGACAGCUACACAGUUUUUAUGCCAAAGAAUGAAGUAUUCACAGAAUUUGACGUUGAUGUCGCUAGCAAUAAGACCGUUGCAGAACGGUUUGUUAAGGAGCACAUUGUCAACGAUAUUGUUUGUUGCACUGGUAUUACACCCACCAAUUGGCCAUUUGUCCGCACAAUCGAAGCCUUAAGUGGAAGUAAUUUACGAAUUAAUCGCGAUCGUCGCCCUAAAGUUGAAAACGCUAUGAUUAUGAAAUGUGAUAAUUUGGCUACAAAUGGAAUUAUUCACGAGAUAAAUGAUGUUAUUCUCUCAAAGCAAGUGCAAGCUUCAGUUCCAUUAAUUAAAAAUAGAUAUGAUAUUUUAAGAGAUGUAUUUUUUCUAAGGAAUUAGAUAGGCACUGAUGAUAAUUAUCUUUUGUAAAAUGUUCUGGAUUUAUUUUAUAAAAAUUGCGUGAGAGAAAAUAACACAUUUAUUUAUUUUUAUAUAGCAAAAUAAUAUACAUAACAUACAUAUUUUAUAUAAAAGAAGAAAAAUUAAACUUGAAUAGACCAGAAGAUCCUCAGGUUGAAAAAUAUCAUUAUUGAUUGAUUUUAUUGGCAGUUAAAUUUUAAAGUUUACUUUUAAGCUGUACCUACAUAUAUGUAUGUAUGUCUAAAUGGAUAAUGUUUUGCUUUUGAGAUUUUCUUCUUUUUUUAUUUUAAAUCAAUAAAAAUAAAUUAUACAAUAAAAACUUUGUGUAAACUUUUCCUAAGAUUAAAUAAAUGGGUACAACAACACUUUU